AUGGGAAAGAAUUUUCUCAUUACCGGCGCUGCCAGAGGCAUCGGUCGAGGACUGUCGCGACUUUUGCUCCAAAGAGGUCACAGUGUCUUCCUUGUUGACAACAACAAGACUGAAUUGGAGCACACAGUGAAACACCUCACUGAGAACGCCUCGGGUAGCAAUUAUUCCACUGCAUUAUGUGAUUUAUGCGAGCCAUCACAAAUCAGAUCGGUCGUCGAAGCGGCGGGCAAAUUCUUCGACGGGAACCUUGACGUGCUAAUCAACAACGCCGCAUAUACUGGCGCCGUUGGAAGCACACCCUUCGCCGAACUGAGUCUCGAUACAUGGAAUAAAAGUAUUCAGACCAACUUGACCGGCGCAAUGUUGAUGAGCCAAGCAUGUCUGCCAAUGUUAAGAAAAGGCGCUGGACGUGACAAGGGUGGUUCUAUCAUCCACAUGUCCUCAACGCGCGCACACCAAUCCGAGCCAAAUUCGGAGGGUUACGCAGCGACAAAAGCUGGACUCAUUGGGCUCACGCAUUCGAUGGCUUCCAGCUUGGCUGGUGAUGGCAUUGCUGUCAAUGUCAUCCUACCUGGAUGGAUCAAUGUCGCCAAUGAAUGCAAAGAUGGCGGUGAAUGGGAAGACGGUCUGUCGGAGGGAGACCACCGUUGGCACUUUUCAGGACGGGUGGGUAAAGUUGAGGAUAUACUGCGUGCGGUUGAGUACCUGGCUGAUGCUGAGUUUGUUACUGGUACGGAAAUGGUGGUGGAUGGAGGUGUUACCAGGAAGAUGGUGUACCCUGAGGAAUAG
This is a messenger RNA of Talaromyces amestolkiae, 789 nucleotides long. RefSeq lists its product as uncharacterized. Gene Ontology annotation, molecular function: oxidoreductase activity, acting on the CH-OH group of donors, NAD or NADP as acceptor. The record is from RefSeq and is a predicted model, not a curated record. Bases 1 to 789 code for a protein of 262 amino acids. NCBI's taxonomy places the organism in Eukaryota, Fungi, Ascomycota, Eurotiomycetes, Eurotiales, Trichocomaceae. The transcript has a single exon.